This is a messenger RNA of Gastrolobium bilobum, 1131 nucleotides long. Its product is annotated as probable aquaporin TIP-type. Gene Ontology annotation, molecular function: water channel activity. NCBI's taxonomy places the organism in Eukaryota, Viridiplantae, Streptophyta, Magnoliopsida, Fabales, Fabaceae. The record is from RefSeq and is a predicted model, not a curated record. Gene Ontology annotation, cellular component: plant-type vacuole membrane. Gene Ontology annotation, biological process: water transport; transmembrane transport. The transcript has 2 exons. Bases 98 to 856 code for a protein of 252 amino acids.
AACAGAGUGCAGAGUGUGCUUGCUUUCAGAGUUUCAGUGAGUGAGCGAGUGAGUGAUCAUUCAAACACACACACACACACACACAGAGAAAGCGAAUAUGCCGAUUCGAAACAUCGCCAUCGGAAGGCCCGAAGAGGCCACUCACCCAGACACCUUGAAGGCUGCGUUGUCUGAAUUCAUCUCCACCCUCAUCUUCGUCUUCGCCGGCUCAGGUUCCAGCAUCGCCUUCAACAAGCUCACCAGUGACGGCGCUACCACCCCCGCCGGCCUCAUCUCCGCUGCUAUUGCCCAUGCAUUCGCCCUCUUCGUCGCCGUCUCCGUCGGCGCCAACAUCUCCGGCGGUCACGUCAAUCCCGCCGUCACCUUCGGUGCCUUCGUCGGCGGCAACAUCACCUUCCUCCGCGCCAUCGUCUACAUCAUCGCCCAGCUACUCGGCUCCAUCGUCGCCUCCUUGCUCCUCGCUUUCGUAACCGGACUCGUAAGACCUGUUCCAGCAUUCGGUCUCACUGCUGGAGUCGGAGUUGGGAACGCGUUGGUGUUCGAGAUCGUGAUGACUUUCGGGUUGGUGUACACUGUGUACGCUACAGCAAUUGAUCCCAAGAAGGGUAAUUUGGGAAUUAUAGCCCCCAUCGCCAUCGGUUUCAUUGUUGGUGCUAAUAUUUUGGCCGGUGGAGCCUUCACCGGAGCAUCCAUGAACCCAGCCGUGACAUUCGGACCUGCCGUCGUGAGCUGGAGCUGGGGCAACUACUGGAUUUACUGGGUUGGGCCUCUCGUCGGUGGUGGUCUUGCUGGACUUAUCUACGAAGUGAUCUUCAUUGGCCAAACCCACGAGCAGCUUCCCACCGCCGAUUACUAGAGAAGAAAAUGAAAUUGUGUAGUGCUGAAUUUGAAUUUAUCUGAUAUCUUCUUCUCUGUAUGUUUUUUUCCUUCCUUGUGUUUUUUCUUUUAUCACCCUACUUUUAAGGGUUGUUUCAUUUGUGUUGAAUGGUGGCCGUUGAUCUCUGGUUGAAUGGUUGAUGAUCAUGUAGUAAAUUGUUUGUACAUGAUCUGGCUCUGAGCAGGUUCACCAAUGAAUGUAUUGUGAUUCGGGUCUGGUUGCUUGUAUAAUUCCAAAUUUCUUUUUUCCUUGCA